GUUGGACGAAUCCAUAAAGAAAUGGGAGAGACAACCCGAGAAGGCUUAUAUGUUAGAAGAAAGUUUACUACCUGAAUCGGAAUCUGGUCAGGUGUCCGAAAUGGAAAAACUCACAGAUCUUAAUAAUGAAACUAUUGAUGUUACCGAUGAAGAAGGAGGAAUACUUUUAAGUUCUGAGAAAUUUGAGAAAAUUGAUUGGGGCGAUGUCAUAAAAGAGAUAGAUGAUGAGAUUGGAGAGUCCGGUGAUACGAGUGCUUUUGAUGAAAGUGAAAAUGAAAGCGGAACUGAAAGUAAUGGACGUAAAAAGUUGAAACGAAAUAAUGAAGGACAAAAGGUGGUCAGCGAACGAUAUUCUAAACGAAUGAAGCAAUCAUCACCAUUACGACAGUCUAUAAUCACCGUUUUUGAAAGAUCUUCGGAGUUAUCAUCCGAAAGUUUUUACCAAUACACAGAUCCUCAAGAAGCCCAGGAAGAUUUUCAAUAUGAUAAUGACGUCCAAGAAGAUGGUGGGUAUGAUGAUGACGAUCCUGGUAACCAAAGCGACGAUGAAGAAGACUCUGAUGAUGAAAAGUUUAUUCAUGAUUUCGAAGAGUCAUUAAAGCAGGAUCGAAUAGACGAUGUUUUUAAUAGUCAUGAGAAGGACGAUGAACAUUUUGGUACGGUGGACUAA
This is a messenger RNA of Acaulospora morrowiae, 670 nucleotides long. NCBI's taxonomy places the organism in Eukaryota, Fungi, Glomeromycota, Glomeromycetes, Diversisporales, Acaulosporaceae. The record is from the annotation of a GenBank genome assembly.